AUGCAUCGAGCGCAGCAAACAAUCCGCGUCGCGCUUUUCGUCGCGGCGCUCGUCGCAGUGGCGGUCGCCAACGACGAAAGACGACAAUCUUUGAAUUGCAAGAACAUCGCCAGGAACGUCAUAUUGAACAGCUGCAAGGGACGCAGGAUCAAACGAACCACCGAGGACCUCGAUCAGGAUAUAUUGGCUGACCAGAUGAAAAUUGACGCGGUAGAUACGGACAACGUGCCACCCAUGAUCCAACGAAAGCGACAAUGGGGAUUACCACCGAGACUGCCAGGUGGAUACUCGGGUUCAAUGGCGGGAAGCCAUCAUAUUACGGAAUUGGCGACUCCAUUAUUAAAUUUCUACGACGACCGUCAGACUGAUACGGUUAACCAACAGUUCGGACCCGAGGCUUACUUGCCCAUGCCAUACCAGCCUAUGGGAUCGAUGAUGAAUCCUGAAUUUAGGCAUUCUGAUCCUGACGAGCUUCUUGGCUACGACCUGAGCGCUGUAGAACUCGAGGAACUCCACAGGGAGAUGGGCGAAAGGAUGCCCAGGAAUUCCAAGGCUCUGAAUACGCAAAUUUUCCUGAAAGUUGCGAAGAUGUGUUGCCCUGACGAGAAGGUGUGCUAUAACAAUCCGGACGUAAUUCCGUGUAUGGGAUUCUGA
Messenger RNA from Colletes gigas, 654 nucleotides. RefSeq lists its product as uncharacterized. The transcript is spliced from 3 exons. Bases 1 to 654 code for a protein of 217 amino acids. The record is from RefSeq and is a predicted model, not a curated record. Lineage: Eukaryota; Metazoa; Arthropoda; Insecta; Hymenoptera; Colletidae.